UCGCUGCCGCCGCGGCUGCCCAUGGAGGCCGCCGGCGAGGCCGAGGUGCGGCUCCUCCUGCAGGAGGCUCGGGAGAGCAUCGAGGCGGCGCGGAGCUACCGGCGGGAGCUGCAGCAGCGGCUGCGGGGGCUGCACCAGGCGCGGGAGCAGAUCAAAGAUAGUGCAACACUGACCAGAGAUGUGCUUGAGCAGCAUUUUAGCGAUUUGAAAGGGACCCUAAAGAAGCUGCUGGACGAGCGACUGAUGUCCCUGCUGCAGGAAGUGGAUGUCAUAGAGCAGGAGAGCAUCAAGCCCCUGGAUGAGUGCCAGAAGCUGAUAGAGCACGGAGUCAGCACGGCCGAUGAUCUGCUCCGGGAAGGAGAGAGUGCAGUCGAUGGAGAUGUGGGACAACAGAAUGAGAAACUUUGCAACUUUACAAAAAAAGCUUUACAUAUUCAGCUAGAUAGCUUACCAGAAGUGCCCUCCUUGGUUGACGUGCCUUGUUUAUCUGCCCAGUUGGAUGACUGCCUCCUUACUAUAUUGAAAAAUCAAAUAUUCAGACAUGGAACUGUGGCAUCCCGCCCACCUGUACAGCUGGAGGAGUUUGUGGAAAAGCCUGGAGGUAUUUUAGUCCGAUGGUGUAAGGUGGAUGAUGAUUUCGUCCCCCAGGACUACCGGCUGCAGUACCGCAAGAGCACCGCCAGCCACUUUGAGGACGUGUACGUGGGCUCAGAGACGGAGUUCAUGGUGCUGCACAUCGACCCCAACGUGGAGUACCAGUUCCGGGUGUGCGCGCGCGGGGACGGGCGGCAGGAGUGGAGCCCCUGGAGCGUCCCCCAGAUCGGCCACACCACGCUGGUCCCCCACGAAUGGACAACUGGUCUGGAGGGUUACAGCUUGAGCAGCCGAAGAAACAUAGCGCUUCGGAAUGAUUCUCAGUCAUGUGGUGUGCUCUACUCCAAAGCUCCUACUUAUUUCUGUGGGCAGACAUUAACAUUCAGAAUUGAGACGGUGGGGCAGCCAGACCGCCGGGACAGCCUGGGCGUGUGUGUGGAGCAGCGGAACGGCGACGACUCCCUGCAGCGGGACAAAGCCGUGUGCAUCAGCACAAAUGGGGCAGUAUUUGUAAAUGGAAAAGAGAUGACAAACCAGUUGCCUGCUGUUACUUCUGGCUCGACUGUGACAUUUGACAUGGAAGUUGUGCAGUUGGGACCCUGCAGCAACGAGGGAGGAAACUUCAAGCUUCGAGUAACCAUCAGCUCUAACAACAGAGAAGUGGUCUUUGACUGGGUGCUUGAUCAGUGCUGUGGCUCUUUGUAUUUUGGAUGUUCAUUUUCAUACCCAGGCUGGAAGGUUUUGGUCUUCUAGCAGUGAGUAAAGGGAUUUUUUGUUCUUGCUGUAAAGUGUAAUGUUAAAAGCUGAGUUUCCAGCUGUUUGACAACAAUCUGGUAACAAACCCCUGUUCUAUAGUACUUGAACUCCUCGAUAUUGUACUUCGUACUGGAUUCAUUUGAACAAGAAUUGUGAAACAUUGGAUUUGUUACUCUGAAGAAAGCUAGAAACAAGCAUUUGUGUAGGCAAAUUAAUUUAAGCAGUCCAUCAGACCUUUCCCUUUUUUUCUCUAGACUUGAUUUUUGUCAGUAUUUCAUUGUACUCGUCUCAGGGUACGCACGUUGUGUAGAAUUAACUUUGCUUAAAGCUGCUGCUCUGUGAAAGAAGCGUUUUAGGGGUGGUAGUGGACCAAAGUUGUAUUUAUACCACUCAGAGCACAGUAUUUAGAGCAGCCAGGUCCUGCUAUGCUUCCUUGUGCACGCUGCUGCCUUAGGAGUGUGAGUGGGCAGUGGUGCCGCCUGUGGCAGCCGCUUCCUCCACGCACGGUACUGUUCAUCCCUGAGCAGCAGGGAUGUCUGAGCCAGCCUCCUCUGUCUCCCUUAAGUGCCUUAUUUUGAUACUUCUUGAACUGUUUUCUGUGUUGUCACUUGGGACCUUCUCUGGAGUAGCUGCAUGGUGAUGCUUACAUCGCCCAUGCUCGGCUGCCUCAAGCAGACCAAGAGGCAGAGCAGGAUGUUCUCCUGAGCCUCUCCGAAUGUCUUCCCUGGUUACAAUUCACACCCAGGAUGUGUCAGAGCACGUCUCAGUGAUUUGGUACCUGAGCUCAACCUGUCUCUUGCUGUUUGACGACACAAGUGCUGUUGUGAUGUGCAGGAUUCCUGGCAAGCCCAAGUUGUACCUGGGGACGCGGGGCAGUCAGUGCAGGUGUUUGGCCCAAGCACUGCAGAGACUGCAGCUGCUGCUGGAGCUCCACCUGCAGUCAGGGAGAUGGGCUUCAGGCAGACCCCACCUGCACAGAUUUAACCUGCAGCAGUCAGAAUUGAAAAGAUGGUGAUAAUUAAACCGUCUCCUCCAUAGGGUAGGAUUGGAUAAAUAAUAGUGUGACUUAAAUGACUUGGAAUUCAGAAGUUACAUAAGGUUAGAAGUUACAUAAAGUUACACCUUUUUCCUCUAAGGAGCAACUAAGAUGGAUAAGCUCAGUCUCAAAGAGAGCCUAUCCCUGGUCAAAAGAUUGCAAUGCUACUGGAUUUAAAAAAUAUUUAAAAGUAACAUUCACUGAGGGGCUUCUUACCUCAAGUUCAAUUAAAAUUAAAUAUAUUUUAUCAUGUUAGAAUAGCACUAUUUUUAUAAAGCCUAGACAAUCAUACUUCCUUUCCUUCAGUGGCAAUGUGCUACAUUAGCCUUCUCUGCUACCAUAAUAAGCUUAAAGCAUAAAAGCUUAUUUUACAGUUAAUUAACAUUGCUGUUACUCACACUGUCAGUACAAAAAAGAUCAGCCAUCCUGCCUGAAUUUUUCCCCCAGCAGCUGUGGCAGGGCUACAGAAACUUCAGACAAGGAGAAUGGCUGUUGGUAUUUAUACCACUUACAAGAGCAAAAAACAACGUGUGUGGCUUUAGAUGAGUGCAAAGAACCUGCACAGGGCAGAGUUAGGUUGGAACUGGCUGGAAGGCAUGAAGUGAGGAAGACUCAACUGCUGCAGGUCAGAUCAGCCACCAUUAGCAACAAAGGGCCUGCAGUGCUCUUAGUUUUUCAAGCUCCACUAGUUCAGUGUUAGGGAAAAAGAGAAUACUGGCGUAUCCUGUGCUUUCAGUGUUACUUCAAUUCUCCUGUGAAGAGUGUUUUCAGUACUUUUACAAAAAGGUUCAGUAGAUGAAAGUGUCAGUCCUGCUCAGAGGGUUGGGCUGGCACUCCAGAGAGCAGCUGAUUUAAUCUUGCUCCAUUGUAGUAGUGCUGGCAGUUCUACUUACACACUUCAGGUAUCGGGUACUAGCUGUAACUUAGUACUUUUACCAUGUGGAAACUAAAAUUGUGAAUAUCCAUACUUCUGAGGUACCAACGGGUCAGGUACCUUUUCGUCUGCUUUGGAGGGGCUGGUCAGGCUGUAGAUUCUGCAGGAUAUUUACUUACAUAUUAGAAAAUAAUUCAGGUACUUCCAGAGGUGACAAUGCCGUGUCAGGUUAUUCAGAAUAUACGUAAAAGCAGCUGAAGAUGACUGUGAAGGGCCAUGAGAGGCCCCUACUGCUGCCCUGGGGAGGGCAAGAGAAGUUUUUUUGCCUUCAGGCUUUAGCUGUGUGUUGAACGAGGGCAGUUUGCCAAUGGUUCUUUUGUUGUUAUUGUGGUGGUUUUGGUUUUUAUUUGAACUUGGCACAAGCCUCGCUGUCCAAAUUGCAAAUGAGGUACUUUCAGCCACCUCUUGGAGCUGCACCUUGUGAACAGGGGAGGAGUGAAGAGUCUCAGGGCAAGAGACCCGAGCACUAAAGGAACAAAGGAUGCAAAGAAGCGGAAGAGGCUGGAACUGAAAGGUGUAAAUUCUGUUCUUCCACAGCAGAGUUCGGCUGGAUGGAAAACUUGACACUUCCUGUAAAAUUUGCACCUCUAGCUCUUGGAGCCCUGCAAGCAAGAGUGUUAAUGGCUUAUGAAACCCAAUGCUGAAAGUUGUUCUCCUAAGCUAGUACAUUCACUUACCUCAACUAAGACUUAUGUGUCAAGAGAAAUUUGAAUUUUUUUAAAUAAAAGUUUUAUCCCUCAA
Hirundo rustica (Barn swallow) is the source of this 4061-nucleotide messenger RNA. RefSeq names its product cytokine receptor like factor 3 (gene CRLF3). The transcript has 8 exons. The record is from RefSeq and is a predicted model, not a curated record. Bases 22 to 1347 code for a protein of 441 amino acids. Gene Ontology annotation, molecular function: protein binding. NCBI's taxonomy places the organism in Eukaryota, Metazoa, Chordata, Aves, Passeriformes, Hirundinidae.